UGACAUCAACACCGCACCACAACGCUUCACUAGCUCACUUCCAUCACGGACUUUGCGUAGGACUUAAGCUGCUCUAUGACCGAAUAGCUCUUGCUGUAGCUCAGGUACAACUAUCUUCGCUGCUUCCUUUCCGCUCUAUUUCCAUUGACCACAACUUCUCUAUCCAUUGAGAGACCAAUUCACUUCGCAACCACGAACAGAAGCAAAAACACCCACCAACAUCGCAAACAUGUCCUUCUUGUUCGAGCCAGCGCCUGAGCCGGCCACCCCACUAGGCCGCUACCGCGUCCUCUCCUCCACCGCCGGCGUCCGCGUCUCCCCUCUCCAGCUCGGCGCCAUGUCCAUUGGCGAAGCCUGGAACGACUUCAUGGGCAGCAUGUCCAAAGAAGACAGCUUCAAGCUGCUCGACGCUUUUGAAGCCGCGGGCGGAAACUUCAUCGACACAGCCAACAACUACCAGAACGAGCAAUCGGAAGAGUGGAUUGGCGAGUGGAUGGCCAAGAAGAAGAACAGGGAUUAUAUGGUGAUUGCGACCAAGUUCACCACUGGUUAUCGCGUUGAGAAGGAUGGCAAGGGAAAGACUGUGAAUCAUGCUGGAAACCACAAGAGGAGUUUGCAUAUGAGUUUGAGGGAUAGUUUGAGGAAGUUGCAGACGGAUUAUAUUGAUAUUCUGUAUCUGCACUGGUGGGACUGGACUACCAGCAUCGAGGAAAUCAUGGAUUCACUCGAUGCAGUUGUCAAGUCAGGCAAGGUCCUCUACCUCGGAAUCUCAGACAGCCCGGCCUGGGUCGUGUCUGCCGCGAAUGAGUAUGCCAAGUCCCAUGGAAAGACACAGUUCUCUAUCUACCAGGGUAGAUGGAAUAUUAUGGUCCGAGACUUUGAGCGAGAAAUUCUACCAAUGGCACGCCAUUAUGGCAUGGCCCUGGCUCCAUGGGACGUUAUUGGCGGCGGCAAGUUCCAGACCAAGGCACAGCUCGAGGAGCGUAAGAAGAACAACGAAGGCUUGCGCAGCCUCAUGGGUGGUGAACAAAAUGAAACCCAGGAAAAGAUCUCGGCCGCUCUCGAGAAGGUGGCCAACGCUCACGGCCUGGAGACUCCAUCCGUGAUAGCUCUGGCCUAUGUCAUGGCUAAGGCGCCGAACGUCUUCCCGAUUGUCGGUGGUCGCAAGGUGGAACAUCUGCAACAGAAUAUCAAGUCGCUCGAAAUCAAGCUGUCGCAGCAGGAGAUCGAGGAGCUGGAAAGUGUGCUAGACUUCGACCCCGGCUUCCCGAACACUUUCAUCGGACCCGAUCCGCAUGUCGUUGGUAAGGCUUCGGGACUGCUUGGUGCUGUUGCGCCGAUGUCGUUUGUUUUGGCGGGAAAGCCUAUUGGUCAUGAGUAGACUUAGAACGAACAUGUAUGAUGCUACGCCUAAGAUAGAUGAAUAGAAUAACAACAGACGAUGACUGUGGGCUUCCGAUGUGAGCUCAAAUCGUGAACCAGAGGAUUCGCG
This is a messenger RNA of Cercospora beticola, 1492 nucleotides long. It is a transcript of the gene AAD14, whose product is annotated as Putative aryl-alcohol dehydrogenase aad14. The record is from RefSeq and is a predicted model, not a curated record. Lineage: Eukaryota; Fungi; Ascomycota; Dothideomycetes; Mycosphaerellales; Mycosphaerellaceae.